CUGAGAAACCUGGUUAAGUGAAAGGUCUUCCUGCGCUUGGCAAGGGGGCUUGGAACUAGAUAAUCACAGGAUCACAAAAUCAGUUACAUUGGAAACGACCUCCGAGAUCAAAUCCAACUUUUAACCAAACACCACCUUGUCAACUAGACCAUGGCACCAAGAUUGCCAUCCAAUUAUAUCUUGAACAUCUCCCGGGAUGGUGAUUUUACCACCUCCCUGAGCAGUCCCUUCCAAAGCUUAGCAACCCUUUCCAUGAAGAAAUUCUUCCUGAACCUGAGGCUGUGUCCUGUUGUCCUGACCCUAGAAGAGGAUGCUCACACCACCUGCUACAACCUCCUUUCGGACACUGGUAGAGAGCAAUAAGGUCACUCCUGAGCCUCCUUUUCUCCAGGCUAAACAACCUCAGCUCCCUCAGGUACUCCCCACUGGACUUACAAGGUCACAAGACAUUCUACCACCUGUAAGAGAGGUGGCACACACAGGUGUGUGGAAGGCAUAAUGGAGAAAUAUAUUUCUGUUUAACAGGGGCAGUGUCAAGCUAGAUGGGGAGGAAGCUGUCUUGUGCCAAGCCAAUCCUACCUGAACUCUUUUGUUGCACACUGACUUUUCAAAAAUCAUUUUUUCUGAAUGUAGAAAUCAAACUGAUAUCUAAAGUAGAUUAAAUGGUUCAACACAGGGUAGUUAUAAAAGGUCAAAAGAUGAUCAUUUUGUAGGAAUGCUCUGUCUCAAUGCUCCAUUUACCAUCCUAUACACAGGUUAAAUUUAGGCUUUCCAUUUGUGUUGGUGCCUGAGAUGAAAGAACCUAUGGAUUGCAAAUAUUCAUUUAAUUCCUCUAUGGUGUUAUAAAAUAUUAUGAAAAGUUUCCAUUAGAGAAGUAUUUUACAGCAUUUUAAAGAUCUUAGAAAGACGAAAUUGUGCACAUGUUUAGCUUUAGUUUUCCUGUUACGAAUAUAUAUAUAUAGCUAGAUGAUCUUUUAGGAACAAAUCUUUUUUCGUGAAUUGAAGACUAGAUAACCUUUCCAAAAUAAUGAUCUGUUAGGUCUACUUGGAAACACAGCUGUGUUUUGUCGACUCUUUUCCUCAUUUCAUUCUAGCUUAGAAUGGUUGGUCUGUGCCUCACCCACAGCCAGAGAAAUAAACAUAAAUCUGUGCUGCAGUUUCGUAUCACUCAGUUACUCCUUCCAGUCAUUACUUUUAAUGAGUUGUUUGUUCCUGAAUCAAGCAGUGAAGGUAGAUGAUUAGAGUAGAUUGUGUCCUGAAUCGUGCAAUGUCACUACUAUGCUUUGCUUAGUGCAAUAAUCAAGAAACUGGCUGACUGUGGAGGAGCAGUUUAUUGUUAUUAGACAAACACACGAACAAAACCAAACAGAAACCAAAUCCUGGUGGAACAAGUCAAGUGCAACUUUCUGUGAGAAAGUGUAGACAACAUGUUAAGACAGACAAGAGAAUAAGACAUCUGGACCUACCCAAUAUUCUUAAGAAACAGGGAAAAGGCCAUCUUCUAUUUUUAACACUGUGACACUCAGUAUGGUAUCCUCAGACAUUCACUAAGAAGGAAACCUGGACAAAACUAUUUUGCAAGAGGAAAGAAAGAACAUGUGUUUAUUAUAUCUGGAAGAUAUAGUGAAUAUGACAACAUUUAUCUGUUUAGAUCACUAGAAGGAUUAAACUCAUAUAAUGAUUAGAGCUUGGGAAAAAAAUACUUGUGUAUAAUUUAUGGAAAUUGCUGUACCAUUAAGGGAAAAUUUUCUUGAAGUACACACAUUUUUUACUGAUUUCUGGCGCACUUCAAGUCAGUUUUCCAAAGUAAUAAAUAUUCCCAAUAAGUGAAAAGAUUUCAUCUCAUGUUGAGCUUCUUGUAUCCCACUCUGAUUGUUGUUACUCUUUGUUGUCAUAGGUGAUAUGGGAUACAUUUUUUCCUUACGCUGGCAGUACAUCCAGUCCAAGUUGCUUAAGCAACUUUUUAAAGCCUCCCAAAUACCUACAAGCUGAACAUAAAGGAAGCUCUAAACCAUUAUCAUCAAUCUGCUUGGGGUGACUACCAGACUGGGAAUGAAGCCAGCCACCUAGCAGUGGGUGUAACAACAGCACAAAAAUACUGUAGGAAUGAGGCCUAGAGCCAUGAUAUGUCAUCAAGGGAUGACCCCAUGGGCAGGAUGGGGUGACAGGUCAUCAGGAGGAUUGUAGCUGACUCUUACUGCUGCAAUUGGCCAGGUGAAAGAGUGAGUGACACCAAGGCGUCCCUAAUGUUUUGCGUUCCACCCUUGCACAAGAUCCACAGGUUUCUCUCUCUGUAUCUUUCAUUAACAUACAAACUGGCUGCCCCCUCUCCACGUUCAUGCAGUUCAGGCAGUAAUGGUGUUUGGCUGCAGUCUCACAUUCACUUCUCCCAUAUCUAUGAAGUGCUAUUUAAAAUCCUUCAUGGCAGAGGAUGAGAACAUGAGCACCUCGCAGGCAAGUCAAUGGGCUUGCAGCUCUCUCCUCCCUAGAGCAGGGACACCUCUUUGGCAGGAUGUGACCCCCAGCUGUGUCGGCGUGCAUCCGGGGACACUUGCACAUAGCACUGUACACUUUUUUCAUGUCUAGUGAAUCUGUCUCCUGAAAUCUAAUGAGAAGCUGUAACUUGCUGUCCCAACAAACUGAACUACUGGUGAACCUGAAUGUGAAUCAUUGAAUGUGAGUGGACUUAGAGUGACAAGUUGCUUCUAAUCAGAAAUGAAGCACAGCUAAAUCUAUCCCCUCUGUUCUCUGGGGAUCAGCUGGGAACCAAAAUAAUUUAUUUUCUGCCAGUCUUCUCUCCUUUUUAUACAAAAAAUACAGAGCCAGGUCUCAGACUAAAAACCCAGUUUAUCUGACCUCUUCAUCCAGACAGUAUGACUUACAGACUAUUGCCUUUCUAAUCACAUAUUAUAUUCACAGGAGACAGGGGGACAACAAAAUGGCAUUUAAGACUAGCUUUCACCAAAAUACAAUCAAAAACAGGGGCCAGAUAUCCCAAAGUACUGUGAUAGUCAUAACUGCCUCUAUUAUAUGGCAUGGGAAAGCAAAUGGCUGAAUUGUACUUUUUGUCAUCCCUAUUCAUUCUCUUCCCAUUUAUUGUCAGAAUACAGACCUGUACUCAUUUGGCAUUGAUAUCAAUUAUUGCUCAGUUACUCAUAUGAGGGAAAAAGAGUAUUUCAUCCAAGUACCUAACUUUGUCCCAUGUCAGUGUGUUUGUAUUUGCAAGGCAUUUAAGGUGUCUAAGUAAGAUCAAGUCUUCAUGUAAUUAAUUGUUUACGUAUCUAAACAUAUUAAUACACAUUUUUAUACAAACACACACACACACACACACACACACACACAAACAUUCCGAUGAUAUGUAUCCAUAAGAAAUAAGAAGUAAAAGCGAGGAGAAAUAAAACAUUUUUCCUGAAAGAACAUAGGUAGAAAAAGAUUAAUGGAAGCUUGGAAGUAUGAAUCAUAAUAUGGAAUACAAGAUGGCAGUAGUAUUUAGCAGGUCCCUGACCCAUAAUUGAAAAUAUUACUUUAUUUCAGCAUGUUCUUCCACUGCUAGAAUAUUAAGAAAACAAGUGUUUCUCUAACUCUUUAUUUUGAAUUCUCAUUAUGCAUCCUAUAGAAUUUUAGUAGUAGAGACAACAUAUAAUCUAACAUAAAUAGAUAUUAUAUUCUAGUACUCAGCUGAAAUGAAAAUUAAGUAGAAAAACAAAACAAAACAAAAAUACUAUGAAGUCAUAAAGCAGAAAAUGAAAGUGUUGUCAAAAGCAUACACGGGGGGGAAACCCUAAAAACCAACAAAUGAAGAAAGAAAACUUCUCCUACAGAAUAAUUAAAUGUCAAGAUUUUGAAGAAAUGGGAGUCUAUAAAUAACUUAAAAGCACCCAGCAUAGCACUCAGAAUUCAUACACAGGAAAGAAGGAACAUUAGAGCUUGUCCUUAUCAUGAGUGCUUUUGGCUUGAUACAAAUUGGCCUCAUACUGUCAAGCAUCACCAUCAUCUCCAGUCUUCAGUGCAACCACCUCCCUUUGCAGCAAAGAAAAGUGAUCGAGAACAGCCUGCGACUCUUGGAUAAAAUGGGAAAAAAGUUUCCUCAACAAUGUCUCAGAGAGAAAAUGUCCUUCAGAUUUCCUACACAGGUUCUGCAGCCCAGGCAGAAAGAGACUGUUGGAGCUGCCAUUGAAGAGAUCUUCCAACAUAUUUUCUAUAUCUUUAGCAAAAAUCUGACUCUAGCUGCUUGGGAUGGAACAGCUUUGGAUCAGUUCCAAAAUGGGCUUUAUCUGCAGAUUGAGCAAUUGGAGGCAUGUGUAUUUAAAAAGCACACUCAACACCACCGGAGUAAAGAAGCCAGCAGGCUGAAACUGAAAAAGUACUUCCAAAAAAUAGACUGUUUUCUUAAAGAUAAACAACAUGACCUGUGCUCUUGGGAGAUCAGCCGUGCAGAAAUGAGGAGAUGUCUCCAAUUGAUUGAUAAGGUGACAAGGAAGCUUAAAAACUAAGGGUGUCCAUACUCUACUACUCAUGGAUGCAAGAUACAGAAGAGAUGGCAGAUGUGGAUCUCACGGACGAAGCUGAAAUACCAGAAACAAAAACAGCUAGAAACUUCACCAUGAUCCAGAACAACAAAAAGGACCAAAAAACCAGAGUAAAUUAUUAGAGUAAUUUUUCCAUCUGCUGACACCCUGCUAGAAAUGUUACAACAAAAUAUGUAUUCUUUGCUUUAUAACUAACAGCCCUGGAAAUGGACCCACCCUGGGACUGUUUCAAAUCUCAUUUCUGUUGCUUGUUUUUUUUUAAUAUUUCUUCAAACCUAUACAAUAAAAUUACAUUCAGCCUUCUUGCCCUUCUUGUUCUGGUAUCCUUGGGUGGCUUUUGCAAUGCAGAAAACUGUUAUUGAAAUGGUCUUGCUUUCACUGAAAUUUGGAAAUAGCAUGAAAUAUUUUUCAGCUGCUCUCUUGUGAGGGAUUCCAGUUUUUAUUGCCUAACUUGUCUGCAAUGGGAAUAUGUUAAUUUAUGGCCCACUAAUUGUUCAGAAACUUUUGUAUCAUUAAGUUUUCUUUUUAAUUCACAGUUGU
Molecule: messenger RNA, 5069 nt
Organism: Parus major (Great Tit)
Lineage: Eukaryota; Metazoa; Chordata; Aves; Passeriformes; Paridae
Product: interferon kappa-like
Exons: 2
Coding region: 3939-4493 (184 amino acids)
Biological process (GO): defense response; humoral immune response; adaptive immune response
Cellular component (GO): extracellular region
Molecular function (GO): type I interferon receptor binding; cytokine activity
Source: RefSeq, a predicted model, not a curated record